This is a messenger RNA of Acanthosepion pharaonis, 1797 nucleotides long. The record is from the annotation of a GenBank genome assembly. Lineage: Eukaryota; Metazoa; Mollusca; Cephalopoda; Sepiida; Sepiidae.
AUGCUCAUCUUUUAUUUCUUCUUCCAAUUCCUAUUUAUCCUUCUUUUCCUACCAAUUCCUAUUUAUCCUUCUUUUCCUACCAAUUCCUAUUUAUCCUUCUUUUCCUACCAAUUCCUAUUUAUCCUUCUUUUCCUACCAAUUCUUAAUUAUCCUUCUUAUUCCAAAUAUUAUUCAUCCAUUCUUCUCACUCCAAAUAUUAUUCAUUCAUUCUCACUCCAAAUAUUAUUCAUUCAUUCUCACUCCAAAUAUUAUUCAUUCAUUCUCACUCCAAAUAUUAUUCAUUCAUUCUCCUCCAAAUAUUAUUCAUUCAUUCUCCUCCAAAUAUUAUUCAUUCAUUCUCACUCCAAAUAUUAUUCAUUCAUUCUCACUCCAAAUAUUAUUCAUUCAUUCUCACUCCAAAUAUUAUUCAUUCAUUCUCACUCCAAAUAUUAUUCAUUCAUUCUCACUCCAAAUAUUAUUCAUUCAUUCUCACUCCAAAUAUUAUUCAUUCAUUCUUCUUCUCCAAAUAUUAUUCAUUCAUUCAUUCUUCUCACUCCAAAUAUUAUUCAUUCAUUCUUCUCACUCCAAAUAUUAUUCAUUCAUUCUUCUCACUCCAAAUAUUAUUCAUUCAUUCAUUCUUCUCACUCCAAAUAUUAUUCAUUCAUUCAUUCUUCUCACUCCAAAUAUUAUUCAUUCAUUCAUUCUUCUCACUCCAAAUAUUAUUCAUUCAUUCAUUCUUCUCACUCCAAAUAUUAUUCAUUCAUUCAUCUCACUCCAAAUAUUAUUCAUUCAUUCAUCUCACUCCAAAUAUUAUUCAUUCAUUCUUCUCACUCCAAAUAUUAUUCAUUCAUUCAUUCUUCUCACUCCAAAUAUUAUUCAUUCAUUCAUUCUUCUCACUCCAAAUAUUAUUCAUUCAUUCAUUCUUCUCACUCCAAAUAUUAUUCAUUCAUUCAUUCUUCUCACUCCAAAUAUUAUUCAUUCAUUCUUCUCACUCCAAAUAUUAUUCAUUCAUUCUUCUCACUCCAAAUAUUAUUCAUUCAUUCAUCUCACUCCAAAUAUUAUUCAUUCAUUCUUCUCACUCCAAAUAUUAUUCAUUCAUUCAUUCUUCUCACUCCAAAUAUUAUUCAUUCUUACUCUUACUCCAAAUAUUAUUCAUUCUUACUCCAAAUAUUAUUCAUUCUUACUCCAAAUAUUAUUCAUUCUUAUUCUUACUCCAAAUAUUAUUCAUUCAUCCUUCUUAUUCCAAAUAUUAUUCAUCCUUCUCCUUAUUCCAAAUAUUAUUCAUCCUUCUCCUUAUUCCAAAUAUUAUUCAUCCUUCUCCUUAUUCCAAAUAUUAUUCAUCCUUCUCCUUAUUCCAAAUAUUAUUCAUCCUUCUCCUUAUUCCAAAUAUUAUUCAUCCUUCUCCUUAUUCCAAAUAUUAUUCAUCCUUCUCCUUAUUCCAAAUAUUAUUCAUCCUUCUCCUUAUUCCAAAUAUUAUUCAUCCUUCUCCUUAUUCCAAAUAUUAUUCAUCCUUCUCCAUCCACUUCUUAUUCUUCAAAAUUUUAUUUCUUCUUUUUCCAAGUAUUAUUCUUUAAGUCCAAUCUCUUCUUUCUCCAAGUUUUUUUUCUUCCUCUUCUAAAUUCUUUUCAUUUUGCAUUUAAUCUUCCUCCUUAUUUAUCAACUCAUUUUUCUCAAUCAACCUUUGUUCUACUUUUGGGUCAUCAUCUUCCCCCCUUCUACCACAACAGUCUUACUUUUUUUUUUCUUCUGUAUUAUUUCUUUUAUAAUACAGGUUUGGGCGUGACAGGUAAUAGAGGGCCCCAACUGACAAGAAAGUAA